GCCAGGGGCAGCAGCCGACGCCGCGAUGGCGGGAUGUUUGACUCCGAGGUUCAGGAGGCUCCGGAGUCAGAGCGAGCUACGGCCGAGGCCGGGGAUCGGGCGGCGGCGAGAUUGUGAUGGCCCUUUCCAAGCAACUCAGCUGUGGAAUAGUAUUAUUCAUGCUCUUCACAGCCAAGUGGAAAUCAAAAGACGUAGGCAACAUCUGAAAACAUAUAAGAACUGUUUCACGGGCUCAGAUGCCGUUGAUGUUGUUCUAAGCCAUCUUAUGCAAAGCAUGUACCUAAGCUGCAAUGAUAUAUCUCGGCUGAAGGGAGUCCGUGUAUGCCAAGCAUUGAUGGAUCACAAGGUGUUUGAGCCAGCUGGAGCAAAGCUUUGCUUGUUCAAGAAUGAGAAAGAAAUGGUGUUUGAAGACACAAACACUAGUCUCUAUAAAUUUGUAGAUAGUGGUCUUACUCCUCUUCUUCCAAGAAAGAAUAAAGACAAUCAAGGCUUGUCUCCAGGGAAAAUCUGCAAACAGAAGACAAAAAGAUAUUCCAAAACAAAGUGUGAAACAACACUUUCAAACCCCUUAGCAUUAGAAGCAGCUGAUAAAAAGAGGGUGGAGGAGCUUCUUCGGCCACUAAACAUUCAUGCAUCUUUACCUCCAAGGAUCAUGGUUAAUGAACCAACUCAUCUGCUUUCAAAAAGAGUAAUAGAUGAUGUGUGGAAAGAGCAAACACUGCUACGACUGCUGCAGUUAAUUGAUGUUCCAUUUUUAGAAGACAUUCUGGUGUCUUCAGUGAAGCAAAAACCAGACUGUUUUGGCAAAGAAGAAGACCUGAUUAUUUCAAAUACUUUCCUGGACAGAGAGGUUACGUGUAGUUUGAACCUGCCUGAGCUUGACAAUUGGCUCUAUGCUGCAAUUGAAUGCUUGGAGUAUUUCCCAGACCAGUUCAUAGUGAUGGUUACUCAGCAGUUACCUCAAAGUGCUAACAAACUGAACAGUCUGAAUACAUACAAGAAGAUUCUUUUUGACGUUAUAAUAAAGUACUAUAGCCAAAAGAAGGACUCCCUUCUUGCCACUCAGGAUCUCAAUAUUCAUUCAGGAAUCACAGAACUUAUAGAAAAAGGAAAAACAGAUCAAGCUCUAGAGGCAUCACAACUUUAUUUUAAAUUAUUAGCACCAAAUAUCAGAGAAGAACUACACAGACUCCUGACAUUUGCAGCCAUUGCAUCUGAACCUGAGGGCUACAAAUUACAAAAACAAUUUGAUAACAGAUCGGUGAUCAUCAAGACUUGCACAAAGUUCAUCUUGGAAAAUAAGACCUUGUCUAAAGCACAGGCAGAGCUGCUUACUCAGUUUCUGAUGGACAAUCAUUCUGAACUCUUCAAGACACCUUUAACUCUUCUGGAACUAACCAGCAGGAAACUUGAGAGUUUGCUAGAAGGACAAGAUCCAGAUAUUGAUUCAGGGUUCACCUUCUGUCAGCGUGUGACAACUAAAGAAUACGAAGAUCAAAAACAACAAACAAAUCAGUAUCUUCUAGCAUUGGUCAAAGAGAUGGACAAUGACCCCACUAUUACUUUGAAGCAGAAGAAGAAAUUAGUUAAAGAAUUCCGAAAAUACCAUUCUCUUAUCUAUUGUGGUGGUUGUAAAACUGCAUGUGAAUUUUGUACUCCAAAUGGUUAGACAUCAAUACAGCUUUUAUUAAAAAAGAAAAAAUUAAAAAUGGGGGGAAUGCAUAUGAAAAUUUCUGAUGUUACCAACCAUUUUCUUCUUAUCUCCUUACAUCUUCAGUUCCAGGAUCCUAUCACAAUUACUAUGCUGCUGAAAGGUAUUAAUUCUGAUUUGUGACUCUUCUAAGCAAAAUUUACUUAGUUACUUUCAAGGUAGUAAUAAUGGCACACAGUUUGUGCUGGUUUUAGUUCAGGUUUUUGGCACUUUUUUUCUUAGUUCCUGCAAUCCCAUGGAUUUCUAGCUGAGCCAAGCCUAUAGAAGAGCCAUGCUUGGGUUGAAAAACUGAAGUUUUUAAUUCUUCUUAUCUCUAGUUCAUAAUCUAAUUGUUAUCUAAUCUUAAACUGUAGAUUGUGACUCCUAGGAGUACUGUAAAAGUCUACAAAGUAUGUCCAAAAUAUUAGGAGCAGGUCAGUGGAUUUUACAUCUGUGGCAGACAAGAUUCAUUAGGUGGGGGAGCUGUCUGCUCUUUUCCCACUGUGGCAGUCUGAGCUGCUGCUAAUUUAGCAGUUGCACAAAAGCAAGUAAGAAAAUUACAUUUUGAAAAAAAAGAGAAAUAAUAAUAAUAAUAUAAAAUCUUCUUUGCUCCCUCCCCUGAACCUUCUCAAGGCUGAAUAAUUGCAGCUCUGUCAUCCUUCUCCCUGUAUGAUACAUGGUCCAACCCCUUACCAUUUUCUCAAUCCCUAUGCUGGGCAGCUCUACUAUGGCCAAGAUUUUUAUUGUAAAUAUGCUUCUUUAGGUGCCUGUAUCCUUAAAUGCUGUUCAGAUGAAUGUGGUCAAGUUACCAGGAUACCAAAGCCUUCUGAAAGAAAAGUGCUGGGUUUUUUCUUUCAUAAAUUGAAGUGGCUACUCUGUUAGCUAUAACCAGCUGUGUGUAC
This is a messenger RNA of Calypte anna (Anna's hummingbird), 2592 nucleotides long. RefSeq names its product DEP domain containing 4 (gene DEPDC4). The record is from RefSeq and is a predicted model, not a curated record. Bases 26 to 1669 code for a protein of 547 amino acids. The transcript is spliced from 9 exons. Lineage: Eukaryota; Metazoa; Chordata; Aves; Apodiformes; Trochilidae. Gene Ontology annotation, biological process: intracellular signal transduction.